AAAAACGGACGGGCAACCCGCAAAUGCCAAGACUCGCGCAUCAAAAGUUCAUUUAUGAAGCGUCCCACUUUGCUUGAAUCUUGCCAAAAUGAACAAAACACCCCACUGCUGCAGAACAUACAAUUUAAAUCUAGAUCGACUCUGCAUACCUAAGUCUGGUAAUAUAUGUCGUGUACGUAAAUAGAAAUUUUACCCAGACUAACCAUGCUCCUAAACGCCAAAACUGCCAUUUCCACAUCUGCGGUCCUCCUAGUCCCUUACUCUAAAUGGCACGUCCCCCGCUACCACGAAUGGAUGAAGGAUGAGGAAAUCCAAGAAGCAACGGCCUCAGAACCCCUCUCCCUAGAAGAGGAAUAUGGCAUGCAACAAAGCUGGCGCCAGGACCCGGACAAACUCACCUUCAUCGUCUGCCAGGGACCGGGGAGCUCCCCGCUCCGCGACGAAGAUGACAGCCCCGAGCGGAUGGUCGGGGACGUAAAUCUGUUCCUGCGCGUCGAAGACGGCGAGGAAGAGGGUGCGGCGCCGCAGGUUGUCGGCGAGAUUGAGCUGAUGAUUGCUGAGAAGAGGAAUCAGCAAAGGGGGUUUGGGAAGGCGACGCUGUUGGCGUUUUUACGGUACAUUGUCGAGCAUGAGGAGGAGAUUGUGGAGGAGUUUGUGAGGGGGCAGGGGGGGAACUUGGAGGGGGUUGGUGGUCGGUUGUCGUGUCUGAGUGUUAAGAUUGGGCAGGGGAAUGAGCGUAGUUUGAGAUUGUUUGCGGGGGCAUUGUUUCGGAAGGUGUCGGAGGAGGCGAAUUAUUUUGGGGAGUUUGAGCUGCGGAGGACGGAAUUGAGUCGGGAGAGUGUUGUCAAUGGGCAGGAUUAUGUUGAGUUGGGGUAUGGUAGAGUUGUGUAAUGUAUUGU
This is a messenger RNA of Aspergillus alliaceus, 899 nucleotides long. RefSeq lists its product as uncharacterized. Gene Ontology annotation, molecular function: N-acetyltransferase activity. The record is from RefSeq and is a predicted model, not a curated record. NCBI's taxonomy places the organism in Eukaryota, Fungi, Ascomycota, Eurotiomycetes, Eurotiales, Aspergillaceae. Bases 205 to 891 code for a protein of 228 amino acids. The transcript has 3 exons. Gene Ontology annotation, biological process: protein acetylation.